AUGAGUCAGAACCAGCAAAUUGACUCGACUUACGUUGUGAUCGGUGGUGGUAUAGCUGGUAUAAGUUGUGUUGAAGCUUUGAAAUUGUAUACAACAGAACCAGUGCUUUUAAUUUCAGAAUCGCCAAUUGUUAAAGUGGUCACUGAUAUAAAGUUUUACACCAAAAUUGCUGCGGGAUUCAAAGUCGAGGAUAGAAAUCUCCAAUGUAUUGAAAAUACAGAAUACAUAAUAGAUAAAAUUAUAGCAGUUAACUCAAUAGAGCACAUCAUUUAUACAGCAAAUCAUCGGGAAAUCAAGUAUAAAAAAUUGUGUUUGUGUACAGGCGCUACUCCAAAACUGUUAGAUGACAAAGAUUAUGUUAUUGGAUUACGUGAUACACAUUCUGUGGAGUAUUUUCAAUCAAUUGUCGGUACUGCUAAUAAAGUAUUGAUUGUUGGUAAUGGUGGUAUUGCAACAGAUUUGGUUUAUAAGUUAAAUGGUAUUGAAAUUAUUUGGGUCAUUAGGGAUGAACACAUUAGUUCACAUUUCCUGGAUGCUGGAUCGGCAGAAUUUUUUAGUAACUACCUCAACACUCAGCAAUCAAGUGACAAAGUGAUAAAAAGAUUUAGAUAUUCCGGAGAACGUACCUCUGGAGCUGCACUUGGUCCUGACUGGCACUGUGGCGCAAUGUUUGGAAACCAUGACGGUAAAAAUGUUAUUAUUGAGUAUAAGACUGAAAUCAAAAGUAUUUCUAAAAGCGAUUCAGUAAGAGUAGAAUUAACAAACGGCAAAGUGUAUGAAUGUGAUUUUGUAGUAUCUGCUACUGGAGUAACACCGAAUAGCAAUUUGGAUAUAAGAGACGGUUCUAGUGUCGACAUUGCUAGUGAUGGUGGUAUUAAAGUAGACUGGAAAAUGGAAACAAGUCUGUCAGAUAUUUUUGCAGCCGGUGAUGUAUGCACUGUAGAUUGGACAUCUGAACAUUGGUUUCAAAUGAGACUGUGGACUCAAGCAAGACAAAUGGGAAUGUAUGCAGCCAAGUGCAUGCAUUCUAAACACAUAAAUGAAACACUGUUGCAAGACUUUUGUUUUGAACUGUUUACACAUGUAACAUCAUUUUUCGGUUUCAAAGUUAUAUUAUUAGGCUUAUAUAAUGCACAAGGACUGGACAAGAAGGAAUGUGAGCUAUUGGUUCGUGUUACCAAUGGUCAAGAAUACAUAAAAUUAGUAUUACAAAACGGAAGAGUAGUUGGUGCAAUGCUUAUUGGAGAUACAGAUCUCGAAGAAAUGUGUGAGAAUUUAAUACUGAAUCAAAUUGAUGUAACUAAUUUAAUGGAUGAUUUGUUAGAUCCUAAUAUUGAUAUAGAAGAUUAUUUUGAUUGA
Molecule: messenger RNA, 1359 nt
Organism: Macrosiphum euphorbiae (potato aphid)
Lineage: Eukaryota; Metazoa; Arthropoda; Insecta; Hemiptera; Aphididae
Source: the annotation of a GenBank genome assembly